This is a messenger RNA of Passer montanus (Eurasian tree sparrow), 1051 nucleotides long. RefSeq names its product DnaJ heat shock protein family (Hsp40) member C27 (gene DNAJC27). Lineage: Eukaryota; Metazoa; Chordata; Aves; Passeriformes; Passeridae. Gene Ontology annotation, molecular function: GTP binding; GTPase activity. The record is from RefSeq and is a predicted model, not a curated record. Bases 127 to 948 code for a protein of 273 amino acids. The transcript is spliced from 7 exons.
AGUCGCGCGGCGCGGCCGGGCUGAGGCGGAAGCGCGGCUCCGCCGCCAUUGCUGCCGCCCUGCGGCCUCUGCCGCUGCCGCCGGCACCGGCACCGCCACCGGCAGCGGCACCGGGCCGGGCCCGCCAUGGAGGCGAGCGCGGCGAAGCGGAAGGAGCCGCGCAAGGCGCUGCGGGUUAAAGUCAUCUCCAUGGGCAACGCCGAGGUGGGCAAGAGCUGCAUCAUCAAGCGGUACUGCGAGAAGCGCUUCGUGCCCAAGUACCUGGCCACCAUCGGCAUCGACUACGGCGUCACGCGGGUGCAGAUCCGGGACCGGGAGAUCAAGGUGAACAUCUUCGACAUGGCCGGACACCCCUUCUUCUACGAGGUCCGUAACGAGUUCUACCGGGACACGCAGGGGGUGCUGCUGGUCUACGACGUGGGCUCCAAGGACUCCUUCGAGGCGCUGGACUCGUGGCUGGCCGAGAUGCGCCGCGAGCUGGGGCCCCACGGCAGCCUGGACAACGUCGUCUUCGCCGUCUGCGCCAACAAGGUGGACGCGGGGAAGCUGCGGGUGGUGGACGAGAGCGAGGGGCGGCUCUGGGCCGAGAGCCGCGGCUUCAGCUACUGGGAGACCUCGGCCCAGAGCGGGGAGGGCAUCCAGGAGAUGUUCCAGAACUUCUACUCGGCCAUCGUGGAUCUGUGCGAGAACGGCGGGAAGCGGCCGCCGGGCGGCCCCGGGGUCAGCUUCACGCGGGAGCAGGCGGACGCCAUCCGGCGCAUCCGGAACAGCAAGGACAGCUGGGACACGCUGGGCCUCAAGCCCGGCGCCUCCAGGGAGGAGGUGACGCGGGCGUACCGGCGCCUGGCGGUGCUGCUGCACCCCGACAAGUGCCUGGCGCCCGGCAGCGAGGACGCCUUCAAGGCGCUGGUCAGCGCCCGCACCGCGCUCCUCAAGAACAUCAAAUAGCCCCGGAAAAUUCCCGGAUUUCCGUCCCCGGGAUCGGAUCCGCCACGGGGUGGGACAGGGAGGGAGAGGGGAUGGGAAUUCCUGGGGUUUUGGGGGGGUAUUC